CCCCUGACAAACAGGGAUGAUAUUUUGUCUCCACUUUGGCGCGUGUGUCAACGGAGCCGUGAGUGCCACAAAUCCCAUUCAGAAGAUUCUCGAAUAAAACAAUUGGAGCACAAAAAAUCUCCCUUUUUCUCUGAAUUUAUUUUGGGUUUUUCUCUUCCAUUAGAAAGUGUACUUUUAGGUACAACCCAAAAAGCCAGGUUGGGCGAAUCUUUGGAUUUUGAGGCGUAGGGACGGAUAAGCUUAUGGUGGUGUAACGAAGGCACGACAAAGAGAGAGAUUGGUUUCAGGCGCUUAUUUCCUGAACUGCGUUUCUCUUCGGUAUGGUGGUCAAGCUUUGUUUAAUGGCUUCUCAUGGGUACCCUCCCGGCCUUGUUUUGCACCAUGAACAAAGCAGGAUCCUCAAGGAUUCUCAACAUCUUUUGCCAAGUUCUGGAGCUAAACAUGAGAUAAUAAGAUCAACUUCAGUUACCAUGAGGCAAAAUCAAUAUGAGGAGCCAUUGAAACCUAUGAGUGGGUUGCCUGUCUCUAGUCAGUUUGUUCAGAUUGACUCAACAGUUAAAAAGCCUGUUCUCAUUGACGUGCAAGAGAAUCGCCCAGACUCAGUACUAUUUAGCUUUGGAAUCGCUGAGCAAUGCACAAAACAGGAGAAAAUCUUGAAGUUCCUCAUGUCCGGACCAAGUGAAGUGGAGAGAAGUGAAUUUGAUAUGUCAUUAUUCUCUGAUUUGAUGGGGUUACAAGCGUUGACGACUGAUUUGUCCCAACAGUCAUCUACACUUAUUUACCCGAAUGGCACACCUUUGCAGAAGCCUCUCCUGGACUUUAUGGGAGAUUUGGCCUGUAGUUCAAAAUUUACAGUUCACCAAGAUGGCCGGGUAUCAUUCACAGGUACUGGGAUGGACGUGAAAGAUCUACUUUCAUUUGUUGCAGAGUUUGACAUAUCAAGAAACCCACCGAAUUGGAGAAAGCUCUCUAUGCUGGUCCCACAAUAUAAAUGGCUGGAAAGCAAUGAAGCAGUUGCCAAUGUUCGGGGGUCUUCUUUGAAGCUUCAAGCUACAACUGUUGCCCCUUUGAAGAGUCCUGAGAAAUUAAAGGUCAAGCCAUCACCAAAGAAGAAGAACAAUAGGAAAGUAGGUAGAGAGAGGGAUAUACACAAGAAGAAUUACUUCCAUGCAUGUGAGACCCUUCUAUCAUUAAUGGUUAACAAGAGAUACAAUGGAAAAACGGCCGUCCUUUCUCUAAAGAAAUCUGGCCCAGAGCUUCCUGAGCUCCUGACGCAAUUUUCUGCUGGAAUUGCUGGGACUGGCCUUGCUGUACUUUUCUCUGUCGUCGGCAAAUUAUCUUGUGGGAGGGUACCGUUCUGUUCAUCAAAACUCUUGAGCACAGGAUUUGGGUUCGGACUGGUUUGGCUCUCAUGGUCAGUGAACAAACUAAGAGAUACGAUUGUAUAUAUCAGCAAGAAUGCUGGAAAGUUGGGCGUGAAGGAAGAGCAAAUGAUGAGGAGGGUGGAUAAAUGCAUGAAGGAGAUUUACUUCGGAACUGCAACUUUGAUGGUAGUGGCAAUGCUGAAGUUUGCAUGACCAAUGGUAAAACGUUAAAAAAAAGGGGUGUGAUUAUUAUCAUUGUAAAUGCUAUAGCGAAGGCUGUUUAAGAUCAUACCAGGUUCAAGUUCAUCAGGGUUGCUUGAGAUGAUCACCCCUUAGCUAGUUGUCGAAGUUAAUAUUUCUAAUGGGGUUGUAAUUUUGGCAUUAGGAAGGUAACAUGGCCUGAUACGAGAGCAAAAAUAUUGUACGACUUACCUUACAGUUUUGUAUAUCGAACCAAGGACUUUUUAUCUUUCAAUUAUUGUUUUUUCGAACUA
Juglans microcarpa x Juglans regia is the source of this 1858-nucleotide messenger RNA. RefSeq lists its product as uncharacterized. The coding region runs from base 321 to 1577 and encodes 418 amino acids. The transcript has 5 exons. Lineage: Eukaryota; Viridiplantae; Streptophyta; Magnoliopsida; Fagales; Juglandaceae. The record is from RefSeq and is a predicted model, not a curated record.